AUGCCGCCUACUGAGGAAGACUCCCCCUUGCUCGGCAAUAGAUCUGGCAGCCUCUCCUCCACCGGUGCAGGGGUCCUCCUUGUCCAUCUUUACCACCGGCCAAACUCCUUCCAGCUGGCCCCGGAUUCUGCCGGAAGCCUGACCUUCACAUACGGGGACUAUACUGCUGAGCAACUCUGUGUUGCUGCUGCCAAAGCAUGUCGGAUUCUUCCUGUCUACCAUUCCCUGUUCUCCCUGGCCACAGAAGACCUGUCCUCCUGGUAUCCACCCAACCAUGUCUUUCAUGUGGAUGAAUCAUGCAACAAAUCGGCGGUCUACAGAAUUAGGUUUUUCUUUCCCAACUGGUUUGGGCUGCGAAAGUCAUAUCGCUUUGGGCCAGCAAAUGACCAAGAAAAGCCCGUACUGGAUUACCCAACGAUGGAUUAUCUCUUUGCCCAAUCCCGCAGUGAUUUCAUCAGUGGACAGAUGGACGUGUCCUUAACUCUGGAGACCCAAGAGACCUGUCUUAGCCUAGCUGUGCUUGACAUGCUACGAAUCUCAAAGGAGAGAAAAUGGAAUCUGGAAGAGACCCUAAGAACGAUCAGCUAUAAAUCAUGUCUUCCAGAGAAGCUGCGGAGCCAGCUGCAGACACAAAACUUCAUCAUUCGCAAACGCAUCCGCCACCACGUUAGCCGUUCCAUCCGCAAGAUCAGUGUCCUUCAGACCGAAAGCCGCUCUCUUAAGCUGAAGUAUCUUAUGGAGCUAGAGAGUCUACGUGGAGCGCCAGUACAGGAAACCUUCAUCACCAAGGCCCCAGCAGUGAAGGAAGCGACAUGGCUGAUCCGAGUCUCUGGGGAAACAGGGAUCUCCACGAGCCACAGUGAUACUGAGACCUGCCAGCCAUUUUGUGAUUUUCCUGAGAUCACGGACAUUAGCAUCAAACAAGCAAGUCGAGAUGGUCUGCCAGUAGAGAACCGUGUUGUCAGCAUAACCAAGACGGACAGCCGAGUCCUUGAGAUGGAGUUCCUCACCCUGCGGGAUGCCUUGUCCUUUGUCUCGCUGGUCGAUGGCUACUACCGGCUGACAGUCGACACCCAGCACUACUUUUGCAAAGAAGUGGCUCCUCCCCAGCUCCUUGAAAACUUGGAGAACCAGUGCCACGGGCCCAUCACGCCAGAAUUUGCAACAAACAAACUGAAGACAAUGGGCCACGGGGCAGGAUCCUAUUUGCUUCGUCGAAGCCCAGAAGAUUUCGGCAGCUACCUGCUCACCACCUGCAUCGAGACGCCAAUUGGGAAGGACUUCAAAAGCAUACUCAUCCAGAAGAACAAGGAUGGAACCUUCUCAACCGCUGGAGUUUGCAAGAAGUUCUGCAGCUUACGGGAGCUGAUGGGGGUUUGUCGGCAAUUCCACCUCCAGGCGGAUGGAAUAACCCUCCAGCUGGACACCCACUGCCCCCCACAACCCAAAGAAAAAUCAAACCUACUGAUUGCUCGGGGCGGCAGCUGCCACCAGCUCCCCACUUCUCCAUCUGCUCCACGCCGGGCCAUCAACCAAAUGAUGUUCCACAAAAUUCAAGCAGAAAACCUGGUCCAGCUUGAAAGCCUUGGACAAGGAACUUUCACCAGAAUCUACCGGGGCAUCAGAAAGGAACAGACCGAGGAGGAGGAGGAGGAGGAGGAAGAGGAAGGAGAGGCCAGGAACCACACGACAGACAUUGUGAUGAAAGUCUUGGACCUCAGUCACUGCAACUGGGUGGAGCCAUUCCUGGAAGCAGCCAGCAUGAUCGGCCAGCUGUCUCAUAAGCAUCUCAUCUUGCUCUAUGGAGUCUGUGUGGGAGCAGAAAAUAUCAUGGUGCAAGAGUACGUCAAACAUGGAGCCUUGGACACCUACUUGAGAAGGAAUCACGCCACUGGCAAGGUGACAUCUACCUGGAAACUUCAGAUUGCAAAGCAGCUAGCUUACGUGCUCAACUUCUUGGAGGAUAAGAAGAUCGUCCACGGCAACAUCUCUGCCAAGAAGGUGCUGCUAGUCCGGGAGGGGGAUGCCGUAAGAGGAAUACCCCCAUUCAUCAAACUCAGUGACCCAGGAGUCAGCACCGCCGUGCUUACCAAAGACCUAUUAGUGGAUCGUAUCCCAUGGGUGGCCCCAGAGUGCCUGGAGGACUCUAAAAAACUCGCUCUGGAAUCAGACAAGUGGAGCUUUGGUGCAACCAUAUGGGAGAUCUGUAACAAUGGAAACAUGCCCUUGACUGCCAAAGAGCCUGGUCUGAAGCUCAAGUUCUAUCAAGACCGCCACCUGCUCCCACCUCUCAAAUGGACGGAGUUGGCCAACCUGGUAGGCCAGUGCAUGGAUUACAACCCUCAGCAGCGGCCAGCUUUUCGAGCCAUCAUCCGUGACCUCAACAGCCUCAUUACUUCUGAUUACGAACUUCUUUCGGACCUCCCAGCCACUGACAGCUUUGGAGGCUACUCGGAUAUGUCCAUGUGCCAGGAUCCCAAUCUCUUUGAGGACCGUCACCUAAAAUACAUCUCAGUGUUGGGGAAGGGGAAUUUCGGAAGUGUGGAGCUUUGCCGGUACGACCCGCUAGGCGACAGCACCGGGGAGCUGGUGGCCGUGAAGCGGCUGCAGCAGAGCUCACCAGAACAGCGUCUCGACUUUGAACGAGAGAUUGCCAUCCUGCGCGCCUUACACCACGACUACAUCGUUGCCUACCGGGGUGUGUGCUACAGCAGAGGCCGGAAUUGUCUCCGACUUGUCAUGGAAUACCUGCCCAGUGGUUGCCUGCGGAACUACCUGCAGAAAAAUCCGGAGCGGCUGGACCUAAAAAAACUGUUGCUUUACGCCUGGCAGGUCUGUAAGGGUAUGGAGUAUCUGGGGUCCCAACGCUAUAUUCAUAGAGACCUGGCUGCCAGGAACAUCUUGGUGGAAAAUGAAAACCGUGUGAAGAUUGGGGACUUCGGCCUGGCCAAAAUCCUUCCACAUGGGAAGGAGUAUUAUGUGGUUCGAGAGCCUGGACAGAGUCCCAUUUUCUGGUACGCACCGGAAUCUUUAGCCGACAACAUCUUUUCCCAAGAAUCAGAUGUCUGGAGUUUCGGCAUCUUCCUUUAUGAACUUUUCACCUAUGGCAGCAAGAUCUCAGAGGAAUUUCUCCGCAUGAUGGGACACAGCAAGCCCCUUCAGAUUGUCUGUCAACUUCUGGAAUUCCUGAAAGGGAAUGGGAGGCUCCCGCCGCCAGCCAGCUGCCCCACAGAGGUCUAUGAUUUGAUGCUGUCCUGCUGGGCCUUCAUGCCGAACCAGCGGCCCCGAUUCUCCGAGCUGGCACCCCAAAUCGAGACCCUACGAAACGGCCGCAGCAAAGCCCGGGGCUAGGAGGAGCCGCAGCUGUGGUUGAACAGCUCCCCUGCCGCCAACAACACAGAGAAAAGGAACAACGCCUGUUAUAAAACCACACUUGCUUUCUAAAUUUACUAGCUCGCAGUACUGCUCGCAAACGCCACAUUGGCGUGCCCACCCACCUCCUACAACUCUGAUGCUCCUUUAUUCUCCCUCUCACAAGCACCGGCAUGCUCUCAUUCAUGCAGUUUCAGAAAUGUUGCCAGGACUAAACUCACGAUGCAACAGCAGCCAUCCACAUUGUUCUGGAAAGAUUAUACUUAUUCCCUGCUGACAACCCACAAAAUCUGGCUUUUUAAAGAUAAUCGCCAUUGACCACGGAGGCUCCGUUUAGCUAUCCUCAGUAACCGAUGUGCCCCAAAAAGGUUUCCACCCCCAAAAUUCCCUCCGGCAUCCUAUCCGUGACAAGCCAAAUGCUUCCAGGCAGCUCACAAGCAGAGUAUGAGGAGCAACAGGGAGAGUGUUUUUAAGGAAGGGGCAAUGGCUCUGUGGCAGAGUGUCUGCUUGGCAUGGAGAAGGUCCCAAGUUCAAUCCCUGGCAUCUCCAGUAAGAAUCAGGUGAUAGGGGAUAUGAAAGAUCUCAGCCUAAGACU
Messenger RNA from Eublepharis macularius, 3967 nucleotides. It is a transcript of the gene JAK3, whose product is annotated as Janus kinase 3. The transcript is spliced from 23 exons. Gene Ontology annotation, cellular component: cytosol; cytoskeleton; membrane. Gene Ontology annotation, biological process: peptidyl-tyrosine phosphorylation; cytokine-mediated signaling pathway; intracellular signal transduction. The record is from RefSeq and is a predicted model, not a curated record. Bases 1 to 3351 code for a protein of 1116 amino acids. NCBI's taxonomy places the organism in Eukaryota, Metazoa, Chordata, Lepidosauria, Squamata, Eublepharidae. Gene Ontology annotation, molecular function: ATP binding; non-membrane spanning protein tyrosine kinase activity; cytokine receptor binding.